Miscanthus lutarioriparius is the source of this 999-nucleotide messenger RNA. NCBI's taxonomy places the organism in Eukaryota, Viridiplantae, Streptophyta, Magnoliopsida, Poales, Poaceae. The record is from the annotation of a GenBank genome assembly.
AUGGUGGCAGCGUCCGUGGCCGAGCGGGCCUACGAGGUGGCGACGCGGUCCGCGCUGGUGGCACUGGAGCGCAACCUCAUCCCGGACGCGGUGACCCGGCGCCUGACGCGGCUCCUGCUCGCGCAGCGCCUCCGCCAGGGCUACCUCCCCUCCGCGCCGCUCCAGCUGCAGCAGCUCCUCCAGUUCGUCCGCUCUGUUGAAGAGAUGCCCAUUGCCAUUGAAACAGACAAAACUAAAGCUCAACAUUAUGAGUUGCCAACUGCAUUUUUCAAGUUAGUGCUUGGAAGGAAUCUCAAAUACAGUUCCUGCUACUUCCCUGAUGAUUCAAGCACCCUAGAAGAUGCUGAGGUUGCAAUGAUGGAUCUGUACUGUGAGAGGUCAAAACUACAAGAUGGCCAAACCAUCCUAGAUGUUGGAUGUGGAUGGGGAUCCCUUUCACUGUACAUUGCAAAGAAAUAUAGGAACUGCAGUGUAACAGGGAUAUGCAACUCUACUACACAAAAGGCUUUUAUAGAAGAGCAAUGUAGGAUCAUAUCUAUAGAGAUGUUUGAGCACAUGAAAAACUACAAGUCGCUUCUUAAGAAGAUAUCCAGGUGGAUGAAAGAGGACGGCCUACUAUUUGUUCACUUCUUCUGCCACAAAACAUUUCCAUAUCAUUUUGAGGAUAAAAAUGAUGAUGAUUGGAUCACGAGGUAUUUCUUCAGUGGAGGAACAAUGCCAUCUGCAAACCUACUUCUCUACUUUCAGGAAGAUGUAUCUGUGGUCAAUCAUUGGCUUAUCAGUGGCACGCAUUAUGCGAGAACUAGCGAGGAGUGGCUAAAACGUAUGGACAAGAGUAUCACUUCAAUAAGACCGAUCUUCGAGAAAACUUAUGGGAAGGAAUCAACUACCAAAUGGAUAGCUUAUUGGCGGACGUUCUUCAUCUCGGUAGCUGAACUUUUUGGAUACAACAAUGGAGAUGAAUGGAUGGUCGCACAUUACUUGUUCCAAAAGAAGUAG